Chelonoidis abingdonii (Abingdon island giant tortoise) is the source of this 4095-nucleotide messenger RNA. RefSeq names its product synaptic Ras GTPase activating protein 1 (gene SYNGAP1). The record is from RefSeq and is a predicted model, not a curated record. NCBI's taxonomy places the organism in Eukaryota, Metazoa, Chordata, Testudines, Testudinidae. Gene Ontology annotation, biological process: regulation of GTPase activity; negative regulation of Ras protein signal transduction.
CUCCUCCUCACUCUGGGGAUUCCCCCCCACCCCACUUUCUCCUGGGUCGUCGUCUCUCCCCCCAACCUCACCUCUCCAUGACAAGCGCCCGGGACUAGCAAGCGGCUGAAGGAACCAUGUCCUAUGUCCCCUUUCGAGAUGUGCGAGGAGCCCCCAUGCACCGCAUGCCCUACGUGCACUCUCCCUACGAACGCCCAGCCUGGAAUCCACGAUUCUGCAUCAUCUCUGGAAACCAGCUGCUUAUGCUAGACGAGGACGAGAUCCACCCGUUGCUGAUGAGGGAACGGCGAAGCGAACCCUGCCGGACCAAGCUGCUGCGCCGCACAGUCAGCGUCCCUGUGGAGGGGCGACCUGAGCACGAACACCACGUGAGCCGCUCCCGGAGGAAGAGUGUCCCUGCAGGGAAGCAAUACAGCAUCAACAUGGACGCGCCCCCGGCACCCCCAUUCCGGCCCUCGCAGGGCUUCCUGAGCCGGCGUUUGAAGAGCUCCAUCAAACGGACAAAGAGCCAGCCCAAACUGGACCGGACCAGCAGUUUCCGCCAGAUCCUGCCACGGUUCCGGAGUGCUGACCAUGACAGAGCCCGCCUCAUGCAGAGCUUCAAGGAGUCGCACUCCCACGAGUCCCUGCUGAGCCCCAGCAGCGCGGCUGAGGCCCUGGAGCUCAACCUGGAUGAGGACUCCAUCAUCAAACCCGUGCACAGCAGCAUCCUGGGCCAGGAGUUUUGCUUCGAGGUCACCACUGCGUCCGGCACCAAGUGCUUUGCUUGCCGCUCAGCCGCAGAGCGCGACAAGUGGAUCGAGAACCUGCAGCGAGCCGUGAAACCCAACAAGGAUAACAGCCGGCGGGUGGACAAUGUGCUGAAGCUGUGGAUCAUUGAGGCACGGGAGCUGCCACCCAAGAAGCGCUAUUACUGCGAGCUGUGCCUCGACGACAUGCUCUACGCCCGCACCACCAGCAAGAUGCGCACGGACAAUGUCUUCUGGGGCGAGCACUUCGAGUUCAACAACCUACCAGCCGUGCGCACCAUCCGCCUGCACGUCUACAAGGACACGGACAAGAAGCGCAAGAAGGACAAGAGCAACUACGUGGGCAUGGUCAGCAUCCCCAUCGCCAGCGUCACCGGGCGCCACUUCGCUGAGCAGUGGUACCCGCUCAGCCAGCCCAGCACCAGCAAGAGCAAGGCUGGCUGCCCUGCUGUGCGCGUCAAGAGCCGCUUCCAGACCAUGAGCAUCCUCCCCAUGGAGCUGUACAAGGAGUUUGCUGAGUAUGUGACCAACAACUACCGCAUGCUGUGUGCUGUGCUGGAGCCGGUGCUGAGCGUCAAGAGCAAGGAGGAAGUGGCCUGCGCGCUGGUGCACAUCCUGCAGAGCACUGGCAAAGCCAAGGAUUUCCUCUCGGACAUGGCCAUGACGGAAGUUGAUCGGUUCAUGGACCGGGAGCACUUGAUAUUCCGGGAGAACACCCUGGCCACAAAAGCUAUAGAGGAGUAUCUGAAACUCAUUGGACAGAAAUACCUCAAGGACGCCAUCGGCGAGUUCAUCCGGGCGCUCUACGAGUCAGAGGAGAACUGUGAGGUUGACCCCAUGAAAUGCUCCUCGUCCACCCUGCCUGACCACCAGGCCAACCUGCGUAUGUGCUGUGAGCUGGCACUCUGCAAGGUCGUCAAUUCGCACUGCGUGUUCCCACGGGAGCUGAAGGAGGUGUUUGCCUCGUGGCGUCUGCGCUGCGCUGAGAGGGGCCGUGAGGACAUCGCUGACCGGCUGAUCAGUGCCUCGCUCUUCUUGCGCUUCCUGUGCCCGGCGGUCAUGUCGCCCAGCCUCUUUGGGCUCAUGCAGGAGUACCCGGAUGAGCAGACGUCCCGCACGCUGACCCUCAUCGCCAAAGUCAUCCAGAACCUGGCCAACUUCAGCAAGUUCGGCAGCAAGGAGGAGUACAUGGCAUUCAUGAAUGAAUUCCUGGAGCUGGAGUGGGCCAGCAUGCAGCAGUUCCUCUAUGAGAUCUCAAACCUCGACACCCUGACCAACAGCAGCAGCUUUGAGGGCUACAUUGACCUGGGCCGCGAGCUCUCCACGCUGCAUGCUCUGCUCUGGGAGGUCAUGCCCCAGCUCAGCAAGGAAGCCCUGAUCAAGCUGGGCCCCCUGCCUCGGCUGCUCAACGACAUCAGCGUCGCCCUCAGGAACCCGCACAUCCAGCGGCAGCCAAGUCACCAGGGGGAGCGGCUGCAAACUAAGCCCAUCAUCCUGCGGGGGCCAUCCUCUGACAUGCAGCCCUACAUGAUGCGUGACCUCAACAGCUCCGUCGAUCUGCAGCCCUACAUGGUGCGGGGCCUCAACAGCUCCAUGGACAUGACCCGAUUGCCUUCGCCCACCAAGGAGAAGGGCUCCAAGGACAUGUUCUUUGUGACGCGUCCGCCCCUGGCCCGCUCCUCGCCUGCCUACUGCACCAGCAGCUCCGACAUAACUGAGCCCGACCAGAAGAUGCUGAGCGUCAACAAGAGCGUCUCGAUGCUGGACCUGCAAGACAGCCGCAUGAACAGCGUCUCCAACCUGCAGAGUGUGGGCGACAUGCUCAACAGUAGCCAGGCCUCCAUCACCGCGGCCAUGGGACUGCGGCCCAGUCGCCUCUCGCAGGGCAGUGGCUCCAGCAUCGCGGCUGGCCUGCGGCUGAGCCACAUGGGGGUCACCACUGAUGGGGCUGCAGCCCAGCAGCUUAGGGUGCCCCUCUCCUUCCAGAACCCCCUCUUCCACAUGGCCUCAGACGGGCCUUCAGCCGCACCCUCGCACCGGCCGUCUGAGGGCAACCCCGACACCUUUGCCCCCUUCCACGGCUACAGCAAAAGCGAGGAUCUGUCCGCCAGUAAGCACAUCAUCCACAGCCACAGCUACAGUGACGAGUUCACCCGCCAGGGCUCCGAGUUCACCAAGCGCCAGCUCUCACUGCAGGAGAACCUGCAGAACAUGCUCUCCCCCCCACAGAUCACCAUUGGGCCCCAGCCACAGCGAGCCCCGCCCCAGCCCCAGCCCCAGGUCCCACUUCAGCGCGGAAAGUCCCAGCAGCUGACGGUCAGCGCUGCCCAGAAACCUCGGCCCUCCAGCGGCAACCUUCUGCAGUCACCCGAGCCCACCUACGGGCCAGCCCGUGCUCGCCAGCAGUCAGUCACCAAGGAGACGCCCUCUGCACUCAAGCCAACCAUUACCAAGCAGCCAUCGCACACGCCUUCCACGCUGAACCCGGUCAUGCCGGCCUCUGAGCGCACCGUGGCCUGGGUUUCCAACAUGCCACACCUGUCAGCCGACAUCGAGAGCUCCCACAUCGAGCGCGAGGAGUACAAGCUGAAGGAGUACUCCAAAUCCAUGGAUGAGAGCCGGCUGGACCGGGUGAAGGAAUAUGAGGAGGAGAUCCACUCACUGAAGGAGCGGCUACACAUGUCGAACCGCAAGCUGGAGGAGUAUGAGCGGCGCCUGAUGUCACAAGAGGAGCAGACCAGCAAGAUCCUGAUGCAGUACCAGCAACGGCUGGAGCAGAGUGAGAAGCGGCUGCGCCAGCAGCAGGUGGAGAAGGACUCACAGAUCAAGAGCAUCAUCGGCAGCCUGUCCCUGCAGGUUGAUGCUGGUGGAGGAGGAGCUGCGCAGGGAUCACUCGGCCGCCCACGACGUCUCCGAACCCCGGAAACGCCUGCUCGACGCUCAGCUUUUCAUCAGGUAACUCUCUCUGACUCUGCUUUUGUCACGUGGAGGGAUCGGGGGGACUCUCGCCGUUCGGUAGCAGAUCAGGAGAGGCAGCUUUCCGCCGUGGGUACAGCAAACCCGCGUUUGAGCGGCGCCUUGGCCCAGCCAUGGAACGGGAUCCUGCCCGCCCAGCCACUGCCUCCGCCCCCGCGACUCCAGAUCACGGAAAAUGGAGAGUUCCGCAAUACCGCUGCUGAGCACUAGCCACCGCCCCCGCGAGACGCGGCCCGGGGAAGAUGGGGGGCACCCCCAGCCCGCAGCUCGGCGGGAGCAGCAGAGACCCUGGCAGGGACACAGUGCCCCUCCGAAGCAAAUAAACCUGCACUGGAGGGACACCCCCUUUGCCCCCUCCCCUUGCACCAGC